Podospora bellae-mahoneyi is the source of this 545-nucleotide messenger RNA. RefSeq lists its product as uncharacterized. Gene Ontology annotation, biological process: regulation of DNA-templated transcription. The record is from RefSeq and is a predicted model, not a curated record. The coding region runs from base 303 to 545 and encodes 80 amino acids. Gene Ontology annotation, molecular function: DNA-binding transcription factor activity, RNA polymerase II-specific; zinc ion binding. NCBI's taxonomy places the organism in Eukaryota, Fungi, Ascomycota, Sordariomycetes, Sordariales, Podosporaceae. The transcript is spliced from 2 exons.
UCUUUUUCCAGUUUGAUAAUAAAACAGUAUGUCAGGUGUCAGCAUUGACACAUGCCAUAUGUGAUAUAUCCACUCACUGCCAUCAUACAAUCCUCCAUGCCAAGCCCACAUACCCUGCAAUGGCGCAAGGGCCCAUCCUAUCAGGCAGAUAAGCCAAUUUGUAAGCACACACACACUCCAUAGGUCUCUUGUCAGCACACCAACCGUCCACGCAUAUUUUCACAUCUAUACCUGUUCUCGACAUCCUUCCACACUUACACGCCUCUUGAUAGCAGGAUUUAUCGAAUAUCAGAGACAGCACCAUGGAGACGGUCUCCCAACUGAGCCGCAGAAAGGCCUGUGACCUCUGCUUCGUCAAAAAGAUCAAAUGCGACAUGAUUAAACCUCAGUGCUCCAACUGCAAGCAAUACAACACCGAGUGCAAAACAACAGCAGUGCGUCGUCGGAUUGGCCGGCCGAAAGUGGCGAGGCACGACACCAACGCCAGCGCAGAGACAGACUCACCCGAUGAGCACGAAGCAGCUACGUCAAAGGUGGACAGGUGA